AUGCUGGAACAGGCACUCGCACACGCAGUCCCUUUGCAAUCUGAGAGGGAUAACUUGAUGCAGCAUACCCAAGCGAAGCACGAUACGCCCGAGGCACCCCGGCCUCCCAAACCAUUCAGUCAGGAUAUUGCCGAAGACACCCAACACCUUCGAGAAGGACGAAUCCUUCAAGACCCAGAUGGCACGGUGCGCUAUCUCGGCGAAUCUUCAGGAGCCACAUUCCUCAAUCACUUGCGAGAGUACAUGGCGACGGUUUUCCCACGGGCCUUCGAAAAUGCAUGGUCAAGUACCUCGAAUCCUGAUGUGACAGCUUUCAUCUCGGCGCUCGGGAAAUAUCAAACUCACGACAGUCGUCCUCUGCUAACGUCUACGGUCAACCCUCUCAUAUCGGCGACAAAUGAUGAAGCUGCGGCGAUGCUGUCGGAGUUUCGGCACUCGGCUCAGGAUGGUGAAGGUACUUUUGCUUCUGGUGGUAUCUAUUAUUGGGUCGAUGUCCAGGCUGUCCUGGGUGAAUAUCCAGCUUAUGUUGAUGGUGUGAGAACCAUCGAAGCGGCUCCUAAUGCUCUGUUCGCUGUUGCUUGUCAACUCAACCCGAGAUGCGCACCGCCCUGGGAAACCGGAUUUGGACAGGCGUUCUUCGCGAGAGCAAAAAGCAUAUUGGGGAAUCCUCUGGACGAAUCUACCAUUAACGAUGCAACUGUACUGGCACUUCUAGGAUUCUACCUGCUCAACAGCAACCGGCGUGAUGCUGCAUAUAUCUAUGUCAGCAUCGCAAUGCAUAUUCUCAUCGUCCAUGGAGUUCAUCGUGCCUGGUUGGUCGACGAGCAAGGUAAAAGGCUAUUUUGGACCGUCUAUAUCCUGGAUCGGUAA
This is a messenger RNA of Fonsecaea monophora, 870 nucleotides long. RefSeq lists its product as hypothetical. The coding region runs from base 1 to 870 and encodes 289 amino acids. The record is from RefSeq and is a predicted model, not a curated record. NCBI's taxonomy places the organism in Eukaryota, Fungi, Ascomycota, Eurotiomycetes, Chaetothyriales, Herpotrichiellaceae. The transcript has a single exon.